This is a messenger RNA of Myzus persicae (green peach aphid), 3625 nucleotides long. It is a transcript of the gene Su(z)12, whose product is annotated as polycomb protein suz12-B. Lineage: Eukaryota; Metazoa; Arthropoda; Insecta; Hemiptera; Aphididae. Gene Ontology annotation, molecular function: chromatin DNA binding. The transcript has 11 exons. Gene Ontology annotation, cellular component: ESC/E(Z) complex; nucleus. The record is from RefSeq and is a predicted model, not a curated record. Bases 236 to 2605 code for a protein of 789 amino acids.
UCCCGUUGCCUUCGCCUCGCCCUUUGCCAAUGGAUUGCUUCCAUUGUUUACCCUCCUCAAUCGUCACUUUUUAGAUUUACGUAUUUUUUUUUUAGUUUUAGUUUCCGUCGUUCCAAGUUUUUUUUAACUACUACACAGUUUAUAGUUUUGUUUACCGAUAUAUAUAUACCACACUUUUUAAUUUUUGUUUCCUACACUUUUUGCUAGGUAUAGUAAGUUUACCGGUUUUUUUAGUAUGGCUCCGAAGAAGAGAGAAAAAGAACUAGAUAAAAACCGAAUGGAUCACGCACAGGCUGAUCAUGAACUUUUCCUACAAGCAUUUGAAAAACCCACCCAGAUUUACAAAUAUUUAAGGAAUCGUAGUUUGUUUUCGCCGUUAUUUUUAGUCAGAACUUUAAGUUACAUGAGAGCAAAUCGUCCAAGACCUAAACGCCCAAAAAAGAAAUUAGAUAUUGAUUCAUUGCUAAACAAUGUUGAAAAUCAAGUUUAUGAAAAGAAAACAUUUAACAAACGAUACUUGACAAUAAGUUAUAUUGGAUAUUUUGAUGAUAAAAUGAACAAUACAAAUGGACCUGUUAAAAUUGAAACUACACUUGUCAAAAUAUGUCACAAAAAACGGAAAGAUGUCUGCCCAUAUACAAUGGUCUCUUUUGGUUUAUCAUCUGUUCCUGUUAACCCAACUUGUUCUCAAUUAACAUCACAAUCUCCGAUAGUGUCUAUUCCUGUUGAAUCAGUUAAUACUGCACUAGGACAUGUAUCCAAAUCACAUCAUUUAUUAGUAAGAGUUAUAAAUGUAAUUUCAAAUUCAGAUUCUGAAAAUACUGAGCCAAGUCAGAAAAAAAGAAGGAUGAGUAUUAAAGAGGGUAAUGGUAUUGUUAAAAAAGAGAUUGGUGCAAAUUUAAUUAUUCACGACAAACAAAAUAGAUGUUUACUUAAAGAUGGUGAUUAUGAUUGUCUUAUAGAAGAAAUUAGUGGCGAAAGUCCCAAUUUAACAACUGGAAAAUCGUGUUCAUGGGAACGCCUCAAAGAAGUAAGAGCUGGACCACAAUUUAGUGCAUUUGAAAGUCGUAAAAAGAUCAAGCUACGUUUAAAGUGGUCAACAGAACCUAAUAGUACUGCUGUCGUUUAUCCUCUUGUCGAUAAUAAAGAAAAUAAUUGGCCAACUAAUAUUUUUUUAGCAUCAAAUUCCAGAAGAAGUAGUAGUGUACAAAAUGCAAAUGGUUCUCUGGAUACUUCAUCCAAUAAGUUAAAAAUAGUUUACCAAUUCUUAUAUAACAAUAACAGUCGUCAACAGACUGAAGCUAGUGAAGAUUUACACUGCCCAUGGUGCACAUUGGAUUGUUUUACAUUAUAUGCAUUACUUAAGCAUUUGAAGCUAUGUCAUGCUCGGUUUACAUUUUCUUAUGUUCCAACAGGAUCUGGUGCACGAAUUGAUGUUGCAAUAAAUGAGCACUAUGAUGGUUGUUAUAUUGGUAGUCCACAAGAUUUAAUUGCACAACCACAAAGAGAUGAAUCCAAGAAUGUUGGUUAUCGUAUUACUAGAGUUGGUCCUGUUAGACGUGCAGUUGUAUCAAAAAUAGUAGUUUGCCACCCAAAACGACUCAGGCGUGCUUCGUUAUCUGAGUUUCUACAUGAACUUGAAGAUACUGAUGGAUAUGAUGGCCAAAGACCAUAUGUUACUGGACAUAAUAGAUUAUAUCAUCAUACAUCAACAUGUCUUCCUAUUUAUCCACGAGAAAUGGAUGUAGAUAGUGAAGAUGAAAGUGAUCCUAUAUGGUUGAGGAAAAAGACUGCAAUGAUGAUUGAUGAAUUUACUGACGUUAAUGAUGGGGAAAAAGAGCUCAUGAAAAUGUGGAAUUUGCAUGUUAUGAGAGAGGGGUAUGGAUUUGUUGGUGAUUGUCAAAUAUCAUUAGCUCUAAGCAUGUUUGUUGAAUCUAAGGGUAGAUAUAUCCUUAGGAAUAAUUUAUAUAGGAAUUUUAUGUUACACCUGUGCAACUUGUGUGAUUUACGUCUUAUAAGUCCAGUAACCUUCUAUACAACCAUACAAAAAUUACAAGAUAUUUUAGCAAUUGAUUCAGAAGCUAGUAAUGUAUUAUAUGAAUCUUUUGAAGCACAGCGAAAAUACUGGCGUGAGGAAGGUGCUAAAAAGGCAGAAGAUCGUACUGAAAUUAGAUGUUUGGUACAAAGUCCAUUGCAGUCAGAUAUUGGUACUAGGCGUAAGCCAGCUGGAUCAUUUUACCCAUUAAAGCUCCAAGAUAAAUUAAAAGGGAAAGUAAUCAAACAACAAAAUGGUCGUAAAGGAGGAAAUUCUACAAGACAAAAUCCUCCUGCCACUAAGAAUGCAAACAUUAUUGAAGAAAAGAAACUUGAUAGAAAAAGUGACAAAAAGGGAGGGUCUACAACUAGAUCUCAAUCUGCUGUGCGAACUGAUAAGCCAGAAAAACCAGUAGAAAAACGUAAUAGUACAUCUUUGAACGGUGAAGACCAUAAAAUAUCUGCAACUCUCACAGUGCGACGUAGGACUUUUCCUAUAUUGACUGAUAAGAAAAAACCAGUUCCUGAAAAAUUGCCGACAAAUGUGUCUGAAUCUGUAAGACGGAAGUAAAUAGGUAAUUAUUGUUGUGAUAAUUUUGACAAAAAAAUGUUUUGAAAUUUAACAAAUUUCCCAAUAUGUUUAAAAUGAGUUAUUCACUACUGUCAUAAAUACUCUAUAAGUUUAGAUACAAAGAGAACUAUAAGAUGUUCUUAUUUUUGUGAUCGUAAAGUUUGGUUUUAUUAUUUUUAAUCUUUGUACGGUGGACAGAAAAAUCUAAGGAUUUGGUCUUAUAAUUAAGAUUGUUAUAUCAUUUUCAUACUAGUUACACCAAAAAUGCUUUAAAAUAAUUGUUCCAUUCAAUAAAGGAAUCCUUAAAAUAUGUUAUUAUUACUUAUAAAUUAUAAACAUCAUUAUAAUAAAUUAUAAUCAUAAUAGAAUAUUUGAUGUUAUUUACUAUAUUAAUAAUAAUAUUUGUAUAAUAUUGUUUGUCAUAAUUGUAAUACUUCAGUUAGUAUUCGUAGAUAUGUAUUAUUGUUUUCGAACCAAGUAUAAUCAAACAAUGAAUCAUAAAUGAGAUAUUUUUUUUAAAUGAUACAUAGAUAAUAUAUAAAGUUUAGUCUCAUUUUUUUUUCCUCAAUCAAGUACAAUUCGUGUAUAAUUUGGAUGUUAUAGUGUAAUACUGAAUUAUUUACUGUUCGUAGUUUUGUAUUUUUAAUUUAUUUUAAAAUUACACUUGAUUAUAAUAAAUAUUACUUUAGAACUAAGGGAUUUGAUGUACAAUUACUAAACAAAUACAAAUAAAUCAAUUUUAAUACAUUUUUUGGGGGAUUUUGUGGAUAAAAUAUAUUUUAAAACUUUCUUAUAACUGAUGUUAUAUACACAUUUAGUACUGUAGCUACCAAAACAGGGUUAUUGUUCCACUGUACAUUGAUUAAAUAGUAAAUAUUUUUAAUAAUUGAAGUAAUUUUUAUUUACAUAAAAUAAAUUAUAACAAUUGUUAUAUUAAAUGAUAUACCAUUCAAAUUAAUAUAGGCUUUUUAAUAUUUGUAUUUAAUCUGUUUAUGAGUACAGUAUUCUUUGGUUAUGUGU